CCUGCUUCGCAAUUUUGAUGAAAAGCGAGGGGCUAGCACGCAAGUGCAGCUCCGCUCUGCCCUCUGACCCCAGCCGCGAGCGACCAGUAAACAAAUGGCAGCCAUGUGAUGUGAUGUGAUGUGAUGCAUGUGAACACCACCGCCACGACGAAUCCCAACGCCUUCUCCUACUAUCUUAAAUAAAUAACGAGUCCGGAGACAUUCAGCUGCGCCUCCCUCCCGCUACUAGUCUUCCUCGUUCCAACUUCUUCUUCCAAAACCCACACAGAUCGAUAGUAGCUCGAAUAAACUAGAGCUCCAGCUUGCAGACGCGCGCGCACCGGCCACGGGCCACCAACCAGCUUACUAUAUAUCCCGCUCCGGCGCCCCACACCCAUUUCGUCAACCCGCGGCGUGUUUCGUCGGAUCGACGUGUUGCUUGCGCGCGGCCGAGCUAGCUAAUCAGUUGCCGAGGUCAUGGCAGCCAUGGCGCCGCCCGCGGAGGUGCCGUCCUACUUCCUCUGCCCGAUCUCGCUGCAGCUCAUGCGCGACCCGGUCACGCUGCCCACCGGCAUCUCCUACGACCGCGCCGCCAUCUCGCGCUGGCUCGCCGCGUCUGCUACGCCGGCCGCUUGCAGCACCAGCCAGCGCACCUGCCCCGUCACGCGCCAGCCGCUCGAGCCGGAGCUCCAGCUCACGCCCAACCACACCCUCCGCCGCCUCAUCGGCUCCUGGGUCGCGUCCGUCUCCCCAGGCUCCGACGUCGAGGGGGAGGUGGCCGCGCUGAGGCCCGUGCGCCGGGACGAGCUCGCGUCGCUGCUCUCCGACGCCGCCGAGGCCCAGGUCGGCGCGCUCAGGAAGCUGGGGGAGCUGGUGGCCGAGUGCGAGGACACGAGGGCAAUGCUGGAGUCCCAGGAUGGCGUGUUCGACGCGCUGUCUCGUGUCCUCACCGGCGCCACCGCUUGCUCCACUGCGCGGGAGGAGGCCGUCGGGGUCCUCGCGUCGCUCCGGAUCCCGGAGCAGGAUCUGGUCCGCGUCGUGUCCAGGCACGGCAACCUGGCGGAGUCCCUCACGGCCGUGCUCCGCUCGUCCAACCUGCAGUCGAGGGCGCAGGCCAUGCGGCUCGUGAGGUCGCUGGCCGACGUCUCCGUGCCGGCCUGGGUGAUCGGGCUGAACCAGGAGCUCCUCGCCGAGGUGAUCCGCGUGGUCCGUGACCGCGUGUCGACGCGCGCCACCAAGGCGGCGCUCCACGCGCUCUCCGCGCUCUGUCCGUACGGCCGGAACCGUGUCAAGAUCGUCGGCGCGGGCGCUGUGCCGGCGCUCGUGGAGCUUCUCCUGGACGAGCCCGAGAGGCGGGUCUGCGAGCUCGCGCUGGCCGUGCUGGACCGGCUGUGCACGUGCGCCGAGGGGCGCGCCGAGCUGGUGGCGCACGCGGCGGGCGUGGUCGUGUUGGGCAAGAAGGUACUGCGGGUGUCGGAGGCGGCCAGCGAGCGGGCGGUGCGCGUGCUGAGGUCCGUCGCACGGCACGCGGCGACGCCAGCCGUGCUGCAGGAGAUGGCGCAGGCCGGCGUCGUGGGCAAGCUGUGCCUGGCGCUGCGGUCCGAGCUGUGCGGGGUCAAGACCAAGGAGAAGGCGCACGAGGUGCUCAAGCUGCACUCCAGGAUCUGGAGAAGCUCACCGUGCUUGUCUCCCAAAUUCUUGGCGCUCUACCCUUCGUGACGAUCAAUGUCUCCCGACGCCCGUCCCGUUCAUCAGAAUGCUCGGCUGUUGAUUCAUUUUUUUUUUCCUUGUGUUGUUGUUACCAUUUCUUUUAAAUUUGCUUGGAUCCGGAGGGCACUGGUUCGUGCCUACAAAAGAGAAAUACAUCACCACCGAGCUUUUUUGGUUGCUCACAUAUUCUUUUGAGGGGAUGAUCCCAUUUGUUUCAUCAUAGAUAAAUAAAUGAUUUUGCCAUGUUUCAUACUCA
Molecule: messenger RNA, 1945 nt
Organism: Hordeum vulgare subsp. vulgare (domesticated barley)
Lineage: Eukaryota; Viridiplantae; Streptophyta; Magnoliopsida; Poales; Poaceae
Product: E3 ubiquitin-protein ligase PUB23-like
Exons: 1
Coding region: 457-1698 (413 amino acids)
Biological process (GO): protein ubiquitination
Molecular function (GO): ubiquitin protein ligase activity; protein binding
Source: RefSeq, a predicted model, not a curated record